AUGGCGGAAUACGAAGUGAAGCAGGAAGCGAACGGGUAUUAUGAGGAUGCCGGUGCCUACGACGACGUGGAGACCGGGGAACAAGACAUCACAUCUGAAGACUGCUGGAAAGUCAUCAGUUCAUUCUUCGACAUCAAGAAAUUAGCUUCUAUGCAGAUAGACUCAUUCAACCAUUUCAUGCGCUCAGGUUUACAGGAUCUAGUCAACGAAAAGGGCGGCGUUACGUUGGAUCAUGCACAAAAUGUCGAUGAAAGUGACCCAAAUCCAGUUGUCAUCAAGAGACAUGAAGUCAAGUUUGGCAAGGUCACGCUCAGCAAGCCUAAUCAAGUCGAGCCGGACGGCACAACAACGGACUGCAUGCCUCACGAAGCACGAAUGCGGAGUUUGACCUACGCAAGCCCAGUCUAUGUCAAGAUGACGCGAAGGACAUACUACGCAAAAGAGCGUCCGUGGGACGAAGAUGAUAAAGACGCUGGCGUUAUGAGAGAGGACGGCACUGAGCUGUUUUGGAGAGAGGGUGAUGAUGAAGAUGACUUCGACAACGACAGAGAGGUGUACAUAGGAAAGAUCCCGAUCAUGGUCAGAAGCAUGACUUGCCACUUGGUGAGCGAGAAAUUCCAAAGCGAGAGAGACCUCUUCGCCUGGGGAGAAUGUCCAUACGACCAGGGAGGCUACUUUAUCAUCAACGGCAGCGAGAAGGUGCUCAUUGCUCAAGAACGAAGUGCCGGAAACAUUGUCCAGGUCUUCCAGAAGGCAGCACCCUCGCCGUUCACCCAUCUCGCAGAGAUCAGAUCCGUCAUCGAUCGCGGUGCCCGCAUGAUGUCGCAGUGCACGGUCAAGCUCUUCCGCAGAGUCGAUGGUCCGGAUGGCACCAAGAUCGACAACCCUAUCCGAGUUCAACUACCAUAUGUCAAGCAGGACAUUCCUCUUGUUAUUGUCUUCCGAGCUUUGGACAUAGUCUCCGACGCCGAUAUCUUGGAGAAGAUCUGCUUCGAUCAGAGUGAUAAAGAGAUGAUGGAUAUGCUGAUGGGCUCACUCCAAGAAGGCCAGGCCAUUCAGGGUGCAGAUCUCGCUCGAGACUACAUUGCGCGCCGAGGUAACAUUCCGACUCUGAAAAGCCACGAACGGCAGAAGCAUGCCACAGACAUCUUGCAGAAGGAGUUCUUACCCCAUAUCGGACAAAGCCCCGAUGCCACCGCUAGAAAGGCAUUCUUUCUCGGUUAUAUGGUCAAUCGGCUGCUGAAGUGCGCCCUCGGUCGUGCUGAGCCGGACGAUCGAGAUCAUCUGGGGAAGAAACGACUCGAUCUUGCCGGGCCUUUGAUGACCAACCUCUUCCGAUUACAGUUCGACAAAGCCACUAAAGAUUUCUACCGAUACAUGCAGAAACGUGUGGAAGCGGGCCAACCCAUCAACAUCAUGGCCGGCUUCAAGCAUCCAAUUAUCACAAGCGGUUUGAAAUAUUCAUUGGCUACCGGUAACUGGGGCGACCAAAAGAAACUGGACAAAGCGAAGGCUGGUGUUUCUCAGGUGCUCAGCCGAUACACUUUUGCCUCUACUUUAUCGCAUCUUCGUCGCACCAAUGCUCCCAUAGGCCGGGAGGGUAAAAUUGCAAAACCGCGUCAACUUCACAACACUCAUUGGGGUUAUGUUUGCCCGGCUGAGACGCCUGAAGGUCAGGCUUGCGGUCUGGUCAAGAACUUGUCUCUCAUGUCCAUGGUUACAAAUACCUAUGAGACUGCUCCCUUAGUGAAUUAUAUCCUCACCAAACAUGUCGAAGCACUGGAAGAUUGGGAACCCCGGUUGAAUCCUCAGGCGACCAAGGUAUUUGUCGACGGUGUGUGGUUUGCGGUAGUCCUACGAGAUCCAAAACGUCUCGUUGAUGACCUGCGCAAGCUACGUAGAAAAGGUGUCUUUGACGCUCAAGUAAGCUUGGUCUGGGAUAUUCGAGAGAAAGAAUUCAAAGUCAACGGUGACUCGGGCAGAAUUGUCCGACCUCUGUUUGUUGUUGAGACCGACCCGGCCUCAGAAAACCGUGGCAACCUAGUGCUGAAUAAAGAGCACAUCACCAAGCUCGAUCAGACUGCCUAUUUGAAGGAAAGUGGCUUCCAGUGGACUGAUGAAGUCAGACCAUAUGGGUGGAACAAUCUUCUCGAAUCCGGCGUUGUUGAAUACCUUGACGCCGAAGAAGAAGAGACCGCAAUGAUUAUCAUGACACCCGAGGCCCUAGCAGACUCCAAAGCAAGAUGGAUGGGCAUGGAGAUUGAGGCUGAGGAUGAUCCCUUGCGGAGAAACGAUCCUCUGCUGAAUCCCUUCUCGCACACCUUCACUCACUGCGAAAUUCAUCCAAGCAUGAUCUUGGGUGUCUGCGCUAGUAUCAUUCCGUUCCCUGAUCACAACCAAUCCCCUCGUAACACCUAUCAAUCCGCCAUGGGUAAGCAGGCUAUGGGCGUUUUCCUCACCAACUUCGACCAACGUAUGGAGACCAUGGCAAACAUCCUCUACUACCCCCAGAAACCUCUCGCAAGAACGAUGGCAAUGGACUAUUUGAAAUUCCGAGAACUUCCGGCUGGACAGAACGCCAUUGUCGCCAUCGCGACCUAUUCGGGCUACAACCAGGAAGAUUCCGUCAUCAUGAAUCAAAGCUCGAUCGAUCGUGGUCUCUUCCGGUCGCUGUUCUACCGUACCUACCAAGAUUCGGAGAAGAUAGUGGGCCACUCCGUGGUAGAGCAGUUCGAGAAGCCGACGAGAGCUGAUACUCUCCGUCUUAAGCACGGCACAUACGACAAGAUUGACGAAGACGGGAUUGUCGCUCCUGGUGUCCGUGUGAGCGGUGAAGAUAUCAUCAUGGGAAAGACAGCACCAAUGGCGCCAGACGCUGAAGAACUUGGUCAAAGACAGAAGCAGCACAUCAAGCGCGACGUGUCAACGCCUUUGAGAUCUACAGAGUCUGGCAUCGUUGACCAGGUCCUGCUGACAACUACCAACGAGGGUCAUCGGUUUGCCAAGGUCAGAGUUAGGACAACGAAAGUGCCUCAGAUUGGCGAUAAAUUCGCAUCUCGUCAUGGUCAGAAAGGUACGAUUGGCAUCACGUACCGUCACGAGGACAUGCCGUUUACCCGAGAAGGCAUUGUGCCGGAUCUGAUCAUCAAUCCUCACGCCAUUCCUUCUCGCAUGACCAUUGCACACUUGAUCGAGUGUCAGCUCUCCAAAGUAGCGACACUUCGCGGUGAUGAAGGAGAUGCCACGCCCUUCACGAAAGUCACCGUGACACAGAUCUCUGAGUUGCUGAGAAGAAUGGGCUACCAAUCCCGCGGCUUCGAAGUCAUGUAUAAUGGCCAUACCGGGCGCAAGCUGGUUGCACAAGUCUUCCUCGGUCCUACCUAUUACCAACGUCUCAGACAUAUGGUCGAUGACAAGAUCCAUUCCCGUGCUCGUGGUCCUACUCAAAUCUUGACCCGACAACCCGUCGAAGGUCGAGCCCGUGACGGUGGUCUGCGUUUCGGUGAAAUGGAACGCGACUGCAUGAUCGCGCACGGUGCGUCGUCGUUUCUCAAAGAACGCCUUUUCGAUGUCUCCGAUCCUUUCCGCGUGCACAUUUGUGAUAUCUGCGGAUUGAUGACCGUGAUCGCAAAACUCAAAAAGAAUACCUUUGAGUGUAAGAACUGCAACAACAAGAAUCGCAUCAGUCAGAUUUACCUGCCGUAUGCGGCCAAGUUGUUGUUUCAAGAGUUGUGGAGCAUGAACAUUGCGGCAAGGUUGUAUACAAAGAAGGGCUAG
Fonsecaea erecta is the source of this 3777-nucleotide messenger RNA. RefSeq lists its product as hypothetical. Gene Ontology annotation, cellular component: RNA polymerase II, core complex. The transcript has a single exon. Bases 1 to 3777 code for a protein of 1258 amino acids. NCBI's taxonomy places the organism in Eukaryota, Fungi, Ascomycota, Eurotiomycetes, Chaetothyriales, Herpotrichiellaceae. The record is from RefSeq and is a predicted model, not a curated record. Gene Ontology annotation, molecular function: ribonucleoside binding; DNA binding; DNA-directed RNA polymerase activity. Gene Ontology annotation, biological process: DNA-templated transcription.